UUGCGCCUCUCCAGUUUCAACCUAUGCGCCUGAAUCCGGCCUGGAACGCCGCUGGGAUUCACGAGGGACGUGCCAAAAAAAAAGUCACGAAAAAAAAAAAAGAAUUACAUAGACAAAAGUCCGUUUUGGCCACCGACUCCGCGCAGCGCGCCUCGGGGUGGUCAGACUACAGCAUCCGGAUUUCUCAUUGUUACGAAAACGUUUUUUCUUCUUUCCUGCCGGGGUUUCUGGUCAUCCAUGUUCUUUUAUUUGAAAAAACUCUUGUCAGCAUUUCUACGGCGAGUGCAGAUUUGCGAUGGUUCUGGAUCUGUUUUGAUUUGUGGUCCACCCAUUAUGAGUGGGCUGAUGGGAUGGUGUGUGUGGUUUUAUCUGGCGUCCAAUCAUAGACUUGGGCAUGUGCUUUGUCUUUGCUGCUGUUUGUUGGCUCGCAUCUUCGACGAGUCCCAAAAGAUCUUACGGGGAGGGAUUCCGUUGACUCUUGAUUCCGACUUGCAUGUUUCUUUCUGUGUCCAGUCCCGACUUGCAUGGAGGAUGAGUGUGUUCGGGUUUUUAUUGCAUCACCGUCACGGCCGUUUCCAAUCCGCAUGUCAUCCAGUCGAUCAUUUCGUGGCUGGGUUGCAUGCAGAUCCCGACCGCGGUCUGGAGGCCUCCUGCUGUGUUGGAGCCUCUCUGGACGGGCGGUUGGUCGACCUGCCUGGAUGCACGCCCCUGGUCCGCCCUCAGAUGUUCCAUACGUCGGUUAUUUGCUUGUUCUGUCCAUGGUGCCGCGUGCAUUUUCUCUCUUGUUGUAUCUGGUCCCGGAGUCUGGAGACGAGGGAGGCCGUGGAGCCCCCGCGUCGGGCGUGAUGGACUGGUUGUCACUUAUGGGAGCCCCCGGGGGAACAAAAAGCUAGAAUAUAGACAGCCAGUGAUUCGGAGUUGAACGAGAAAUAACACGGGCGAUUAUCCGAUGUUCCAGGGAGGACUGGUAGAGAUGUAGAGGUAGACAGGAUUUAGCCGCGGCCAUGUGGCAUUGGAAGCCAGCCAGCCUUUGGUCCGAAGAGGGGAGAAGAGGGGAGA
Molecule: messenger RNA, 1059 nt
Organism: Aspergillus heteromorphus CBS 117.55
Lineage: Eukaryota; Fungi; Ascomycota; Eurotiomycetes; Eurotiales; Aspergillaceae
Exons: 2
Coding region: 238-846 (202 amino acids)
Source: RefSeq, a predicted model, not a curated record